CAGAAAAAGGAGAGCCUGUGUAGAGGCUAGGCCAGACUACACUGUUCCCAGGCCGAUUUUGUAGAGCGAGCAAGCAUUUUUUGAGGGCGGCCAUUAAUGAGCUAAUGGGCGUACCUUGUAUUGCAGAGGCCGGGGAUGUACCUCAGUUAGCUAAUAAAAGAUAGGUCACAUUUUAUGUAUGUACAGUGUGUGCUAGAACAGAACAGCUAACCUCCACUGCAGUAUCCGGUACCUGGCUCCUAGGAGGACACAUCAUUAUAUAUCAACAAUGCUGCGAAGACUAUCGUUAGGGGUUCUCUACCUGUCUGUGUGUGUGCUUCAACUCGUCUGUAGCCAGCAAUUGCAAUGCUAUGAUCCUGACAGGCUUGGGGGACCUAUUAACCCAGGCUGCACCAGUCUGUUGAAUAAUUGCCUGGGAAAACAAAUAAAUGAGCAUCUGGUUGGAGAUUCUGUUGAAUUGGAAUGUCCCCCUUCUGUUACUGCACCGACUUUCACAGUGUUUAAACAUUCGUGUGGUGAAGAUAUCGGAGAGGCUAUUGUCCUUGAUGGUGGUAAUUAUACAAUGGUCAACGAUCGAACUCUGCGAAUAGAAAGUAUUAAGUCCAGUGAUGAGGGACGUUACUCUUGCUCCAAUACUGAAGGGAUCAUGUUACCAAUAUCUUGUGUGAUAGUCAGUGGUUUGGCUCGUUUUGCUACUUGCGACGCACCAUUUCCAUUCACGUACAGCCCGGGUGUGGUAUUAAGUAGCAACAGCUGCUACGAAGAAUUGAAUGUCACAGAGGGACGAGUUACCCUGGAUACUAGAAUCAUGUACUCUCCAGGCGGGUGUUGCAACUGCAGAGAAGACAUCAACAUAUUUACAAUACAUCGGGGAACUCAAACCAACCUACUGUAUAAUUGUGAUGACACACCUAACAGCAAUUGUCCUAAUAAAAGUGGAGUUGUUGUUAAUCGACAAAGCUUUUUAUUUUACGACUUUAAAGUUGAGCUACAACUAAAUGCAAGUGACAGUGCUCAGCUCAUUUAUGUGGCAAGUGAAGUGAGGCAACCGAGGCGAAGCGAUUUUAGGUCUUUUUGGAAGAUAUUUAGUGUGACAGUUCAUCAAGAUCUCACUACAAUGCCUCCUCCACCCACUACAUUUCCAGCCACUACAUUUCCAGUUACAACCAACAAUACUAUGACAACCAACGAUGGGACUACUUUGAGUUCUCUAGGCAUGGUGGGGGCACUGAAUCCUAAUGUACCUGUAUCUGGAGGUGCUGUUGGAGGUGCUGUCGGAGGUGCUGUCGGAGCAGUGGUCGUGAUCGUGCUGAUAGUAGCCGCUGUUGUUGUAGCUAUCGCUAUUGUCUUACAAUACCAAAGACACAGGACAGAUUCUAAAGACAUAGAGAACAAAAAAGAAGAGACUAUAAAAAUGGAAAUACCUCAAAACACCAACCCUGUAGGUGGACCCAAUCGUGAAUCUGUGUACACCAAUGACUUUGAGAAAAAUUUUGCCCUACAAUUAAUUUUAGAAUCUAAAACAUCUGCUAAAGUUUAGCAAUUACUGUUUUUGUCUUUUUUGAAAACGUUUUUAUUUGUCAUUAAUUUUAUGUCAGUUCGCAUGUAAUAUUCUAUACAUCGUAUCAUACACAGUCAUGCAAUAAGACAAAAUUAUGAAAAUUGGCCUCAACAUGAAA
This is a messenger RNA of Halichondria panicea, 1679 nucleotides long. RefSeq lists its product as uncharacterized. Lineage: Eukaryota; Metazoa; Porifera; Demospongiae; Suberitida; Halichondriidae. The coding region runs from base 269 to 1540 and encodes 423 amino acids. The record is from RefSeq and is a predicted model, not a curated record. The transcript has 6 exons.